UGCGAACAGCAGCAACAACAGAGAGCAUGCGUUAAGCAGCCAGUGCAACAACAACAGCAGCAGGAGCAGCAGCAGCAGCAGCAACAACAUCAGAAACAACAACGACAGCAACAACAGUUGUCCCUGCGUGCUAAGGCGCCGUCAUUGUCGCCCCGCCGUCGUUUGCUAAACGGCAAACGGCCGGCCGCAUCGACGGGGCGUGGCUGCGGCCUAAGCCGCUUAUGCUGCAACCUGGACGCACUGCGGCAAUCGGCGCGUCAGCUGCAACUUGUCUCGCUGACAGCGCUAACGCUGCUGCUGUUGCUGGUCACACAUGGAGAUCUUGUGCAGGCGGAGGGCAAUGUUGGCUGCCAGUUUGUUAGGACGCUUUGCAUACCCCACUCCGAGGUCUGUUACGAUGACAACAUCUUUGGGAAGUGCAUUCCGACCACUGGAGUUGACGUCGAGGACAUUGAGAAGACACCACUCACCGAGGACCAAUCACGUCUGCUGGCAACCAUGCUGGAGGAGCUGCAGGGCGCCGGCCUAGGCUGGGACCAUCAUUACGUGCAGUGCCGCAUCCAGGGAGCGCUCUUCUCGCUGCAGCGCCAACAGCAGCUGCCGCCGAACCUCUGCGCCAACCUGGCGCCAGCGCCACCCGACUAUGGCGACCCGGCGAGCGCGUUAGCCUAUGUGCGAUUCACGCCGCCGGAGGCGGAGCAGCUGGAGUUGAGCAAUGUGGACUACUUGGAUCAGACGCAGCCCAGGCAGCAAGCGCAAUUCUAUCCAGCGAUGCACAAGAAGCAGUCGCAGGACAGCGGCUUCAAUAGCAUCCUCCAUCAGCUGCAGCUGCAGGAUCGCCGUCGGCUGCGUCACGAUCCCAGCGAGCUGGAGCACUUUGGCAAGCUGGACGGGCACAUGAAGAACUCACAACUGGAGCUUCCGAGCGUGAUGGAUGCGUUUUUGGACACGGAACGGCAACGGAUGGCGAUGCGACUGGCCGAGCAGGACGCCAACUCGAAGGCGGGCAGUCCGCACAAUCGACUGGAGCUAUACCAAAUACUGGCCGCCUCCGAGCCCGAUCCGCAGCCCUAUCAGCGCAACCAACAGCCAGCCAAUGCCAUGGACGAGCUGGAGGCGAUUGUGGAGCAGCAGCAGCAGCAGCAACAACAGCAGCAGUCGCAGUCUCAGGACCCGGAUCCGCCGUCGGCAGCACCCGCCUUUCUACCCGAUGAGCUAAACGAGUCCAGUGAGCUCUAUUUCCCGGACAACUAUGCGCCGUUCAAGCGUCGGGGACAGCAGCUGAAGCACUCCUUCUUCCGCGAACUGGCCAACGAGCAGGGCCUGGCCCAGGAGCCGUUGGCUCAGCUGGCUGCCCAGCCGGAGCUGAUGAAGAGACGCCCCAGCGACAACGACGUCAAUGUCCAGGAGCAGGAGCUGGCGUUCGAGACCAGCUUGCGCCGCAACUCGCUGACACCCCUGGAGGAGGAGGCCAUGCUGGCAUCCAACAGCUAUCCGCGCGCCCUGCACAACCAGCGCGUCUACACGGAGGGUGGGUUGCUCUUGGUGCCGCAGGACGAGCUGCAGCAGGACUCGGCGCAGGCGGACGAGCCAGCGAGCAUCAAGCAAGCGCUGCUGGCCAACAUGCUGGGCUUUGCGCGUCACGAGCGACUCGAUGUGAAGAAGCCGGGUCCCCAGCUGGGUCCACCGUCCUCUGAGCAGAGCAACCAGGUGGGUACAGAGAAGCCGCAGCAUGCCAAGGAUGUCAACAAGGAGGUGCUGCCCGCGCACAUCAAGGGCGGCGAUGUCAACGAGCCGUUCAAGAAGAAGAAGGUCGUCAAGGAGCAGCACUCGGACGAGGAUCAUGCGCCGCACACCGUAGACACUGAAUAUGCACAUGUGUUCGUGAAGAACCCCAUUGACAGUUGGUACGAUGGGCAGCGCAUCAUGAAUGAGCUGGCGCAAAUACUACACAUGCAGGGAUACUUUUCUUAUUUAACCGUUCAACCGCACGAAGUCAGCUUCCGGGUGGACUCAAACAACCCCGAGCGCAAGACGGCCGCUGAUGUAGCUCGCUACAUCAAUGAGAACCGCGGCGUCAAGAACAACAUCCAGCGACGCGUCGGCUUCUAUGUGCUGCACGCCGGCGUCGGCGAUCGGGUCAAGGAUCUGCGCGAUUCGAGCAUCUCUGCGUCUCCUAUUGAGCUGGCCGAGCAGGGGCCGGAUGUGACCCACAUAAUGGCCUACAUGUUCGCCGGUGCAGGCGCCGCGGCUGUGAUUGUGAUCUUUGUGACGCUCAUUCUGAUCAGGCGGCACGAUCGCAAACGCGACAAGCUGGGCGGCCUGCAGACGGGCAUGUCGGGUGCGGAGAGCUGCAGCAAAGACUAUCAAGAGCUCUGCCGCGCACGUAUGGCCGGAAAGAAUGGCAACACAACGACUGGCAGCGCUGGUGGUGGUGUCGGUGGUGGUGCCAAUGCUGGCACCGAUCAGGCCCACAGCGGACGCAUCACCUCGCUGAGCAAGGAGAACGAGGGCCGGCCGCCAUCAUCACGAUCCAGCACGUCAUCAUGGAGCGAGGAGCCAGCGUUGACGAACAUGGACAUCUCAACUGGACACAUGGUGCUGUCAUAUAUGGAGGAUCAUCUGCGGAACAAGGGCCGAUUGCAGCGUGAGUGGGAGGCGCUGUGCCGCUACGAGGCAGAACCCAGCGCCCGAGAUGCCGCCUCCCAGCCGCAAUGCGCUAACUUGAAUCGACCCGGUGCUCCGCUGCCCUACGAUCACUCGCGGGUGGUGCUCAACCAUCUGGCCAAUGCCGAGGGACUGGACUAUGUGAAUGCAUCAACUAUUACCGAUCACGAUCCUCGUGCACCCGCCUAUGUGGCAGCCCAGGGGCCUUUGCCCUCGACCUUGGCGCACUUUUGGCAAAUGAUUUGGGAGCAGGGCGCUGUUGUCAUAGUUGCCCUCUGUCGCCUGCAGGAGAAUGGAGAGGUGGCCUGUGCACGCUACUGGCCGGAAGAGGGUGCGGAGGUUUAUCACAUCUAUGAGGUUCACCUGGUUAGUGAGCACAUCUGGUGUGAUGAUUACCUCGUACGUUCUUUCUACUUGAAAAACUUGCGCACUAGCGAAACACGCACCGUGACCCAAUUCCACUUCCUGUCCUGGCCGCAGAUGGGCGUGCCGCCGCAAGCGAAGGCGCUGCUGGACUUUAGACGCAAGGUGAACAAGUCGUAUCGUGGUCGCUCCUGUCCCAUUGUGGUACAUGGCAGCACUGGCGCCGGACGCACUGGCUCCUACAUACUGUUGGAUCUGGUGCUGGGACGCAUGAACAAGGGCGCACGCGAAAUAGACAUUGCCGCCACACUGGAGCAUCUGAGGGAUCAGCGAGCUGGCCUGGUGGCCACGCGCCAGCAGUUCGAGUUCGUGCUGAUGGCCGUGGCCGAGGAGGUGCAUGCCAUACUGAAGGCUCUGCCGGCGAACACGUCGGGCGAGAAACGUGAGCUGGACAAGGACAAUGGCGCCACCAAGGAGCCGCUCAAGGAGGACAAGGCACAGGAGGCCGCCGAAGAGGAGGCGCCGACCAGCAGCAGCAAAGCAGCAGCAGCCGCCGCAGCCAAGGAGAAGGGGCCGGCCAAGGAGUCCACUCCCAAGGACUCCAAAGCGUCCGCUGAGCAGAAGAAGAAAUAGGCGCGCAGAUAAAAUGCAAAACAACAAAGCAAAAUGAAACCAAAAACAAAAAAAUAACCAAAAUAAUAAUUCUUUAGUUUACAUCACGUUUGUUGCAGCGUUUCGGGGGUCUAAUUUAGUUGUUGUAGCUAGUAUUAAAGUACACACAUUGUUUUCAUGCAAUUUAUGUUGAAAGGUCUAAGCACUUGGAAGGUUCGAAAAGGGCUCAACAUGGUCGGCCAGAGUUGGAUACGCAUUAACUGUUCAGUUAUUAUCUAAAAACAAAAUUUAAAUAUAUAUAUAUAUAUAUAUAUAUAUAUAUAUGUAAAGAACUAUAUGUAUAUGUAUAUCUUAAGCCUAUGUUCAGCACAAAUUGCACCAAGUGAAAGAAUAACCAAAUAAUUUUAUAGCGCUUGCAAUGCUGCCACAGAGCUUGCCCCAUCGCCAGCAUGCUGCAACGGGUUCGCACACCAGCCCGUGUCAUCCGUUGAGAGCGUCUCUGGCUGGGGUCAACUCAAGCUUGUGGUCGCAUUCGGCGCGCCGCACAUAUAUUUCUAUCAAGUACAUGAAUAUAUAUAAAACGUAUAUAAAAGUAUGAGAAACAUAAUUUGAGUGUUAUAUACAAGACAAAUAUUUAUAUAUAUAUAUAUAUGUUAUAUAUAUAUACAUAUACAUGUGUAGCUGUUAAGCAUUUAAAUUCAAUUAUGAAUGCAUUUUAUCUAUCGAUGUUGGCAUAAAACAUUUAAAGCAAACCACGCAUAUGAAUACCCUUUACUUUUUGGUGUGCAUAUAAACCUCUAAUCGAUGUGCUUGAAAUAAUCAGCGGGAAAGAUGAUCAAGAAAAAUGAACAAGAACAACAAACAACAAAGAAACUAAAUGGUAUACAUAUGCCAACAACUACAACAACACGUGACACACAUACAACAUACAUAUACAAGAUCAGACAUAUACAUCUAUAUAUAUAUAUAUAUAUAUUAUAUAUAUACCGCAAGAGGAUGAAUGUAAAAUUUGUACCUAAACGAAGAAUGAAACGCAAAAAUUUCUAUUUACAAAAAACUAAAAACCAAACAUUAAAAAAAAAAAAAACAAAAAAUGCAGAUACAAAAGCUAUUGAUGUGUACGACAAUUACUUAUACAAGUUUAUUAUAUAUUGAAAAAAACUCUAUAUAUUAUAAAUAUAUAUAUAUAUAUACAAUAUACAUUAUUCAUAUACAAUAUGGUGAGUGUCAAUAUUUAUAUUAUAUUAUAUUAUAUGGACUAACUACUAUAUCUGAGUGUAAAUUUUCAGCAAAACAUAUUUAAAUAUUGUUUUACCAACCAUAUGUGUGCAAGUUAUUAUGUCUAUAUAUAUACAUAAUCUCUCUAUUUGUUCAGUUCUCUCAUUAAACCAAAAUCCCAAAAGAAUUUAUUUCGAACCAAAAUCCAGUAACCCAAAAUGAAAAAUAAAAAAAAAUACCACAUCGGCACUAGGCUCAGCGAGUUCGUGCAGUUUGUGCCCAGCGCUUUAAACUCAUGUAUUUCUCAUCUGAUUUCGAGGCAGCUAAAAGCACUGCUCGCAAACCGUUCGCACUCGCCGAUCCCCUAGAAUCAUGUCGAAACAAAAGUUUAGGAGGGUGUGUCACACACAUAUCUGGAGAAGAAGAAGAUAGCGCAACAUCUAGAAAUCGAAGCUUUAACAACACACAAAAUUGUUAAUUAAUGCUUUCGCCGGCAUGCAAUAGAACAUGAUAAGAAAAUACUAAAUACACAUAUAUAAAUACAAUUACAAACACAACAACAAAAAUACAUAUACAAUCAAACACUCACUGACACACACACAUCACAUGAAAAUACGAUUCAAACUAAAUGAAAUCCCCACUCAGGCAUGACCCUUUGAAUGUUUCAAAUGGACAAUUAGCUAAAUGUUAACCAGGAACUUAACUAAGAACACAUGGUUUAGGUGCGGUGUCUAAAAAAUACUGCAUUACACGUUACACGAAACACAAAACAACGGAAUCGCCACAAUGAUACAUAUGACUACAAAUGAUAUCCACAACUGACUAAAGAUAAUACAAAUUAGUUAUGUAAGUGCAAAAUAUUCAAAAAAAAAAAAAAGCCAAAAAAAAAAAAACUACAAAUAUAUAUUAAAAAUACCAAAAUAUAAUACAUUCCUAUAUGGACAGAAGAACAGGAGCAGCUGAGUUGAUUAAACGCAGUAUCUGAAAAUGAAUGUAUUUAAAUGCAAAUGCUGCAAGUUAGCACAAAAAUUACUGCAAAAAAAUACCCAUAAACAAAAGAGAAAUAUUAAAGUAAUUAACAGUUUGCUGUAGCAGUUGGUGUUAAAAAAUAAAAAAUACAUGCGUUAUUUGUAGUUUGAGAAAAACUUUUUGAAAACAAAAAAACCAAAUGUCAACUAAAUAAUGUUAAGCAAAUAUCAAAAAUUAACAAAUUUAACUAGACGCAAUAUUUGUUUGUUAGUAUUUCCUUCGUUACAAUGACAAGAUUCAUUAAAUACUUUUUUUUUUUUUUUAAAUACACAAACACAACACAAAAGCAAAAAACAAUAUUACAAUAACUGUGGCAGGCCCAACAACAACUUGGGGCUUGCAAAAAUCUCUUAAAAACUCUUAUAAACGUGGUAGAAAGUAAAAAAAAAAAAAAAAAACACAAUUUAAAGUUUACAGUAAAAAAAAAAAAAAAACACUUAAGAAAAAGAAAAUUUAAUAUUUAGUAGUGAGUUUUUUCCAUUAAUUUAACAAAAGGUUUUUCAGUGUUUAUUAAAUACAAAUUACAACCAAAUAUUUCCAAAUGUUCUUCGAAAAACAAAUUAAAUAAGUGUACUAAACCAAAAUGAAGAAGACGAUAAACUCUAGAUGUAUUGUAGUAAAAAGUAUAUAAAGUAUAUAAAAGGCAAUUAUUAUUGAUGUAUAUUCGAAAAAAAAAUACAAUUAUAUUAUAUUCAAAAGCAUACAACCAUGCGUAGCAAAUUGAACGGAACUUACAAAAUAACACAAGCAAAACUUAUUAUAAUGUAAUAAAAAUUAAAUGUUUAAAAAUAUAUAUAAAUAUAUUUAUAUAUAUGUUUAUAUAUAUAAUAAAAGCAUACAAUAUACGAUAUGUAUGUGUACGUAGUUCAGGCACAGAAGUUAUCAUUUCUUAAAGCUAUUUUCAUUGAUGGUGUAACAUAGAUAUACAAAGAACUAAAAAAAAAAACUACUCUAAAAAAUACAAAAUUGACACAGAUUUUGACAAUGCUUAUGCAAAAACAAAAACGGUACAUUAUGACCCCGAAGUCUAGCUCAAAUCACAGCUCCCGCUGGAGUACAGAGAGCGAGGCUUCCAGUGAAUAUAAUAAUUAUAGUAUGGAUAAAAAUACAUACCAACAAGGCUGGCAUCAAUUGGUUAGCUGAAUUCCAUCGAGAGCAAGGUACGAUCGCUGCCCGAGUACAGCAGGCACAGAUAGAUACAAACCGUGGACCGAUCUGGACAGACUUAAAUGACCGACGAACUGCAUACAAAAUGGUUUGAGUUCCUAGUUAAACGCAAGCUGACUCUGGAGACGUAGACGUACCGACGGACAUUCUGGACUGGCUGUAAAUACGCACAUCUUAGCAUUGGACACCCUGAAAAAAUACUACAAAUAUUAAGAAAAAUACCGACCUGAACAUGGACAACACAAAACUAAAUAUGGUUUGCCGAUAUCUUAAAGCGUUCAUCGUAUCAUUUCUCUCGAUCGAAUUCCGAGCUAUCAACUUGAUGCAGCAUUGUUUCUAGAUUAGUGUGAAAUACAUAUGACGUUCAACAUGAUUUAUAACAGGAGUACGAAAACUUAAAACUUUGGCUUAUUUCGAUAUGUUAAAUGUUUCAAUUUCUUGAAUAAACAAAAAAGAAAAUGAAAAUAUACAAAUACAAAUAAAUACAAAAAUAAAAUAUGAAUAUCCAUAUAACAUGCAUAUUUAUCACACAUUAAAAACUAUGCGUGUUGUAAUUAAUGAAAACAUAUAUAUGUAUAAUAAAAAUCCAGAAAAUUAAAUAUAUGUAUAUGCGAAAAUAUAAUACAAAAUAUUGCUGUAUAUUUCAAUUAAACAAAAUACAACUUAAGCGAAGUCAAAUACCAAGCGCAGGCUUUCAUACAUUUUUGGAAAAUAAAUGAAAUUCUAAUAUAUAAGUUUGACAAAUAUCGAUGUGUAUAACAUAUAUAAAAAUAUUUAUAUA
Molecule: messenger RNA, 7837 nt
Organism: Drosophila mojavensis
Lineage: Eukaryota; Metazoa; Arthropoda; Insecta; Diptera; Drosophilidae
Gene: IA-2
Product: receptor-type tyrosine-protein phosphatase N2
Exons: 10
Biological process (GO): protein dephosphorylation
Cellular component (GO): secretory granule
Molecular function (GO): protein tyrosine phosphatase activity
Source: RefSeq, a predicted model, not a curated record